Messenger RNA from Vicia faba (fava bean), 732 nucleotides. Lineage: Eukaryota; Viridiplantae; Streptophyta; Magnoliopsida; Fabales; Fabaceae. The record is from the annotation of a GenBank genome assembly.
AUGUUUGUUUGCAAAGAUAGUUGGCUCCCUGAUAAUAUUGACUUCAAGCUCCUUGGUUCCGUGAGAGGUAUAGAUAGAGAAUCCAAGGUGAGUGAUCAUAUUGAUGGUGACUUGGACUUAUGGAAGAGGGAAUUGAUCUCCGCUAGUUUCGACCUGGAGGAAGCAAAACAAAUUCAAAAAAAUAUUUUGCCUUCAAAAGAUAACCUCCUCAAGAAAGGUAUCAGGUUAGAUGUUUCAUGUUCUCUUUGUCAUUAUGUUGUUGAAUCUGCAUACCAUCUCUUUUUACAAUGCGAGUUUGCAAAACAAGUUUCAUUUUCCUCUAUUCUUAGCUACCGUGUUUCGUCUGAUAUGGAGAUCAAUGAAUGGUUGUUGAGUUUGUUGACUUAUGGUGACAUGUUGAGCGUCCAAUUGUUGUGUUCUCUACUCCAAAAGAUUUGGAAUGCUCGUAACUUACAAUUGUACCAACAAAAGAGUUUGAAUCCGAUUAGGGUGGCUGAGGUAGCCCUUGAGUGUGUGCUUGAAUUUAACAAAUGGAAUCCUGAGGUUGGCGCUAAGAAAAAGCUGCUAGUGCACUCUGAGUUGGAAAUUGUCCCCAAGAAUAUUCAUGUUUUGCAGGUUGACUCAGGUGUGUUCAUGGAAGGCUUUGUAUCCUAUGGAUGCACUAUCAAGAAUCAUAGGAAACUAUUCUUGCUUUUAGUAGGAAAGGGUUUAUCUCAGUUGUGUGGUGGAUGA